Molecule: messenger RNA, 961 nt
Organism: Trichoderma citrinoviride
Lineage: Eukaryota; Fungi; Ascomycota; Sordariomycetes; Hypocreales; Hypocreaceae
Exons: 3
Coding region: 1-954 (317 amino acids)
Source: RefSeq, a predicted model, not a curated record
AUGUCUCCCAACCCGCUGCUCGUCCGCGACGAGACCGACUGCCUGCCGGGCACCACGUUCUACUCCUACGGAGUGCUCUGGAAGGUCCCCACGGAUUCAGACUCUCACGAGGCGACGCCGACUGAUGGCAAUGGCAAGUCGACUCCGUCACGGCCCACGCCAACGUCCAAGAAGUCCGCAACCAUGACGGACUCGGGCAUCACCCACACCAUCCCGAACAACUCCAUCAUCACCGUCACAAGGCACACAACCAUCACCACGGCCAGGCCAACAACGACCGCCUCGGACAGCAAUACGUCUGACAUUUCUCCAUCAACGACAGACGUGCCGCUCACGGGCACGAUAAUCUCGGCAACGUCCGAGAUCACGCCAGCAGCGCCCUCAUCCACCGAUGCUGAUACCGCCACAACAAGCCCUUCUGAGUCGUCGUCCACAGCAGCAGCAAGCCCUCUAUCAACAGGGGUCAUCGUCGGCAUCGCUAUUGGCGGCGCCGUCGCCGUCGCCAUCCUCGUCGUCCUGGCAUUCGCUCUACUGCGCCGCCGCCGCCGCAAGAAGCAGACCGGGUCCGACACCGCGUCCGCCAUCCAGCAGGACAGCGGCCGAGACGAAGUUGUCGAGGACAAGCACUUCCCUCAGACUGUAUCAGCUCACACCACCGGCACCCAAGCAAGCAGCGACCCCUUUGCCCCCUUUGGAGGCCGAGCUGAUCAGCCCGAAGACCCCUACCGGCCACCCAGCGGCGCCUUCGAAAUGGAUGGAACCAGCGCCGCCCCUGUUGAGCUACCCGCUGUGAGCGCCUCGAGCCCGGGCCCGAGCACUCACAAGGGAACCCGCCUUGAGCCCGUCCAGGAGGUCACCGCUGCGGACCCGCGUGCUAACCUCACGUCGGGGCCGGCAGGUGAUGGCAAGCCGGUGUAUGUCAACCACUGGAAUCAGUACAAGAACCUGGGAUGAGGCAUAG